Schistocerca cancellata (South American locust) is the source of this 2376-nucleotide messenger RNA. RefSeq names its product proteasome activator complex subunit 3 (gene REG). Gene Ontology annotation, molecular function: endopeptidase activator activity. Lineage: Eukaryota; Metazoa; Arthropoda; Insecta; Orthoptera; Acrididae. The transcript is spliced from 6 exons. Gene Ontology annotation, cellular component: proteasome activator complex; cytoplasm; nucleoplasm. The coding region runs from base 366 to 1115 and encodes 249 amino acids. Gene Ontology annotation, biological process: regulation of G1/S transition of mitotic cell cycle; regulation of proteasomal protein catabolic process; positive regulation of endopeptidase activity. The record is from RefSeq and is a predicted model, not a curated record.
GUAUAGUCAUUGGUUGGUUCCCUUCUAACCGCUCGUAAAAAGUUGACUUAACGUUGCCAAUAUACUAAAGAAUCUGGGAUAUUGUUAUUCUUGUCAUUUUUUGUAAUAGUGUGACUUGUCAAAAUUGUCAGUGUAUAAUACCGUCCGCAAAACUUUUCGCUUGUUUUCAUACAGACGGAAUGGAGAUUACUUGUACGUACUGAAACACGUUUCAAAUAAUUCGGUUUUUGCACAUGUGCAGACUGCGAACCUAACUUCCUGUUAGAACACGCACGUUUCCAAGGAAAACGACCGCGAGUGUAAUUUCACGUCUCAAGUUUGCUUUGUGUAGUGCUGUGUGUGGUGUGUAAACACAAAACCAUACGAUGGCAGAUGUUGCAACCAAGAAGGUUCAAGAGUACAAAGAUUCCCUGAAGUCAAAGGCUGAAGAACUGAUAUUGAAGGGUUUUCCACAGAAGAUUGUUGAACUUAAUGAACUCUUGGAGACACCUCCAUUCGCCCGUGAACUGAACACUGUUCAUCAGUCUUUGAAUAUACCAGUCCCAGAUCCAAUUGUUCUGAACAGCACAGCUCAUCAUGAAGCAGAUCCUCCACCUCCUAAGAAAUGGAAGAAUGAUGCUGGGAAAGAAGAGAAAGUUGGUGGCACAAAAGUGAUGGUGUUACCUACAGGGUUGGUACCCUGUAACAAAUACCUCUGUGAACUUGUGCAUGUUGUCAAGCCACACAUUCGACAACUGGUUGAAGAUGCAAAUCUUUUGAAGAUGUGGAUCUCUUUCAUGAUACCGAAAAUUGAAGAUGGAAACAAUUUUGGAGUUUCUAUUCAAGAAGACACAUUAGCAGAAAUACAGUCAGUUGAAUCUGAAGCUGCAGCCUUCUUUGAUCAGAUAUCCCGGUACUUUGUUUCAAGAGGAAAAAUUGUGUCUAAGGUUGCAAAAUACCCGCAUAUUGAAGACUAUCGUAGGGCUGUUGAGGAACUGGAUGAGAAAGAGUAUCUGAGUCUGUGGUUGGUGAUGUGUGAGGUGCGCAAUCGUUAUUGCACACUCCAUGACAUUGUUAUAAAAAAUUUGGAGAAGAUAAAGAAGCCCCGUACAGAAAAUUCAGAAACAUUGUACUGAAGGAGUGUUCCAUUUUGGGCUGUUCUUUUGUUGACGGCAAAGAUCUUGAAAAUAGAUCCAGAAUUGUCACAUAUUUAAAGUGAAUACAGUGCAUUGGAGUUUAUACAGUAUUGAGCAGUGAAUAAAAAUGUCAACCUUUUCAUUCCCAGUUGUCAUACAACUUUAGUUUAGAUUGCAUUCAACGUCCUGUGCAAGGGAUAUUCAUCAUUUGUAUGUGCAGUGCAUUUUCAGAAUAAUUUAGUUUAUAUAGUUUGUACUUCCUAUGUUACAGCAUUGCAAAAGAGAGACAUUAUUUAAACUUUUUACCAGUAUGUUAAUUUUUAGUGCUGUAACACUUGGAAGCAAAAACAUUGGUUUAGAUAAUUUAUUGGGUAUGCUUUGGACUGUAAGAAGGCAGUGGGAAAAACAGAGUAAUGGAAAUUUAUAAAACUUUUUAUGCAGCUGACGUAUGUAUGGCCUAGCACAUAUUUCUUUCUUCAGACAUUGAAGGUUUACUUAUGAUGAUGAUAAAAGAACAGAGUGAGAAAUGUGAAAAGUGGAUAUAUGUGUGUUAUAGUGGUGGGAAUGGAAUGGCUGACUUAAUACUCAUUGCUGUGAGGAAUUAUGUUAUGUUGAACAAUGUGAAGACAGAUCUUAAUAUUUUUGUCUCAAGUGCUGGUGUUAAAUAUUUGAUUUAUUUUUCUCUUGCAAUGUGUGAGUGCAUCUGGAAAUUUGUUGAGGUCAUUUUCUGCUAGAUAACUUAAAUAUGUAACUCCAGUUUCUUUUCUGUUGCUGCAUGGCCGUCAGUGGUCAUUUUCAUUUUAUAACACUACUUUACAAUCAGUUUCAUUGUGGUACAUCAUUUUAGUUCUUUACAGCGAUCUGUAUGGUAUACAAUUGAUUGUAUUAUACUAUUUAAGAACAGACUUUUAUACCGUUCUUCUGUGAGGAUUUCUUUGUACCAAAAGAGCUUGUUUGUCCAAUAUGUUGCUUUGUGGGAUGUAACUCAGUGAGGUCGUAGAAAUUUCAAAAUAAAGCAUCCAUGUUUAAAUGUAUUUUGAAAUUGUAAAAAACUUAUCCUGUUGGUUGUGUGUGGUAUCCAUUUUUAGAAUUCUGUGAUUAUAAUCUUGAACGCCGUAACAUGAAUUUUGCAAAAGUCGUCACUUGUGCUGACAUUUUUUCCUCGUGUAGGUGCAUGUAAAAAUGUUAAAGAUGUAUUUUGUGUGAUCUGUGACUUUGAUAAUGGUCUCCGAGGAAUAAAAAUUGUAAUGUAUAAUCUUAA